AUAAUGGAUACUAUGCGAGAUGAGAAGCGCAAAGCCAUUCCGGCAAUCGGGUUCUAUCCACAGGAAGAAAUCAGCACUGGAACCACUCUCAUCGCUAUGGAGUACAACGGUGGAGUUGUCGUCGGAACCGACUCGAGAACCAGCGCCGGCUCGUUCAUCACCUCCCGUGCCACCAACAAAAUCACCCCGAUCACCGAUAAUAUGGUUGUGUGCCGUUCUGGAUCUGCAGCGGACACUCAAGCGAUCGCCGAUAUUGCCAAGUACCAUAUUGAUGUUUAUACCAUGACAGAGAACAAGCCAGUGACAAUCUACCGCUCGAGCCAGAUUUUCCGCCAAUUCCUCUACAACUACCGCGAGCAGCUCUCCGCCUCAGUGCUCGUCGCCGGCUGGGAUGAGGAGCUCGGCGGCCAGGUCUACGCAAUCCCAAUCGGAGGAUUCGUGUCCCGCCAGCGAUCGACAGCUUCCGGCUCCGGUUCCACAUUCGUGCAGGGCUUCCUCGACAGUCAAUGGAGACCAAACUUGACGCUCGAGGAGUGCAAGGCGAUCGUGAAGCAAGCCGUCGGACUCGCCACCUUCCGUGACGGAUCCUCCGGCGGAGUUGUCCGUCUCGCCGUGAUCAACAAAGCCGGCUCACAGUUCGAGCUGUUCCGUCCCGACAAACCAGGAUUCCCAUUCGUGCAGACACCAACUCCACAUCUCUCUUUCCCACCGCACAUCGAACAAGUCCUCUAAAAUCGUUUCGUUUUUCGAUCUUCUAUUGUAUUUUCCCCUGUGCGACUAUACUGCUAAGUUAUUUGAUUUCCCUCAAUAUUUAUGAAAAUU
This is a messenger RNA of Caenorhabditis elegans, 822 nucleotides long. It is a transcript of the gene pbs-1, whose product is annotated as Proteasome subunit beta. Gene Ontology annotation, cellular component: cytoplasm; proteasome core complex; nucleus. NCBI's taxonomy places the organism in Eukaryota, Metazoa, Nematoda, Chromadorea, Rhabditida, Rhabditidae. The record is from RefSeq and is marked reviewed. Gene Ontology annotation, biological process: protein catabolic process. Gene Ontology annotation, molecular function: threonine-type endopeptidase activity.